Messenger RNA from Annulohypoxylon maeteangense, 2396 nucleotides. RefSeq lists its product as uncharacterized. Bases 397 to 2124 code for a protein of 575 amino acids. The transcript is spliced from 2 exons. The record is from RefSeq and is a predicted model, not a curated record. NCBI's taxonomy places the organism in Eukaryota, Fungi, Ascomycota, Sordariomycetes, Xylariales, Hypoxylaceae.
AAUACACAUUACUGUUUCUCUUUCCCCCUAUUCACAUUAGAUAUAUCCAACGCAACUCUUUAACAAAGGCGGCAGUAUUCAGGGAGGAUCCUGAAAAGACCAUCCGUAUAUUCACUCACCCGGGUCCGUCAAUAAGAAUACUGUAGCUAAAAGUGAUCGUUUCUCACACCUCUAUGCCGCCGGUCCCGUUCUUUUCGCGACAUUGAUUCAUCGGCAUACCCACGAACCCAUCGCUUGAAUCUACGAGACGACCAUGCCCGCGCUUCUCGACUUCAGGCCCUACUCUAAAAUGUAGACGGUAUCCCGUAAGAUAGAUCUGAUUUUCGAAUCCCACAAGAAAUAAAAUAUAUAACCCACCUUUCCUCACUCCCAAAAUUCUGCUCUUCUCUCGCCAUCAUGGGAGACUACGAAGCACUUUCAACCUUUUCCGAUCCCAUCUGGGCACCCCCUCGUUUACCUCCCCUACCCUUCACCAACCGUAGACGCGUUCGUAAACGUUCGUUCAUCAUUCUUGCGAUUUUGCUCGUCGUGGGCUUCUUCACUCUGAACCAUUACGCCAAUGUUGCUGAUGUGCCUGUGCCUUUUCUGCUGUCCGAUUCAGGCAAAGCCUCCCGGCCGCAGGCUCAGUCUCUGGAGUUCCACUAUGCCGUACCCAUUAACGCAACCGCAGCCGCGCAAGACCCGCGGAUGGGAGACCAUCUCGAUCCUACUUACUGCACGACGUGGCCUGUAGAUCACGAGGGCAAGUAUAUCCCGCAGCCGAAGCUGAAGUCGAGACGACAUCAGAGUCUGUAUCUCGACACCUUUGCGCCGGCUGACGGUUGGAAGAAGCCUCGUGGUCUGAAGGUCGUGGCAGUCGUGUUCUAUGGUCGCAAACGCAACGUCGAUAUCCUCGACUGCUACCUUCAGCAGAACCUUGUCUCUAACGGCGGAUACCUCGACGAUGUGUGGUUCAUGGUACACACUCAACAGGCGGAAGACAUCGCCUGGCUUAACGAAUUCGUCAAGAAAGAUCCUUUGUACAAGUUCAAGAGCCUCGGAUCUUGUGGCGAGGAGGAGACGUAUGGAUGUAUCUGGGAGAACAUGGUGGAGAGUGAUACCUUGUACAUCAAGAUCGACGACGACAUCUUGUACAUCCACCACGACGCGAUCCCCCAACUCGUACACACGCGUCUAGCCCAACCACACCCCUACGCCAUCUCAGCGCAACUAGUGAACAGCCCCGUAACCGGGCUCCAGCAAUACCACUACGGCGCAAUCCACCCCUUCCUCCCCGACCCGUCCCCGCAACCAACCCACAACGCAAGCACAACCUGGCAGCCCUCCAAACUCCCGCUCUACCCAGCCUCCGCCGCGCUCCCCGUCGCACCGCUGGACAUACAACCGCCGUACCGGGGCCACCCCUGGCUGCUGCUCACCAACAACACGCACAACACAACGACCCUACCCCAAACCCCCAUCGGCCAAUGGAGCGCGCACCCCGGCCCCGACCCCAUCGCCUUCGGGCCCGGCUGGCGCUCCUGGGCCGCUGCCGCGCAGCAGCUGUACUCGCUGCUGUAUAAUCUGGAGUUAAACCAAAUGCACGUGUACCACUUCGGACGCGCGCUGAACUAUGCCCCGCGCGACGAGAAUGAUGAUGGUGCGCAUAGUUAUUACUCGUCUGAUGGGCAUUAUCACCGGCAUCGACACUAUUACUACGCUCCUGCGCUGGACUCUUCUGGGAACGGUGGUGGUGGUAGUGGUAAAUUUGGUGGUGGGAAGAAUGGUGAAGGAAGUGGGAAUGGGGGGGUCGAAUACACGGGCCCCGGCGGCGAACAGCUCUACGAUACGCAGUACGAGCGGUAUAACCUAAACUUCGUCGCGAUCUGGGGACGGGAUGUGGCGCUGGGAUUACCCAUCCUAGGAGACGACGAGGCCGCGAUGACGGUUUCGAUUCCGCUAAGACUUGGUCGGCCUUUUGUUAUUGACACGCGCGCUGUUGUCGGACACCUCUCAUUCUACACCCAGAAAGCCGGUAUCGCUUCGACAGAUCUGAUGGAUCGCUGGCGCGCGUUUGCGAAUGAGAAUGUGUGUUUGGCGGGGAACCAGAAGGUGCCGUGGGAUGCGCAGUGUGAGGGUUUUUAAAGGCUACUGAUGUUAAGGAUUAGUAGCUCAUGGCUAAUAAUGCCAAUGAUGAUUUUGUCAGUCUGGUCCGGCGUGACCUUUAGGGAUAGUAGUCUGGAGCCGAGCCGAGCUAGGAAAGGGAAGUUUGUUUGCUUGACAAACGCCAUCGCAUGUUUUGCGAGAUCAAAGCAAUGGUUCUCUACAUGUACGCUCAGACACAUGUCUAAGCUUAGGUAGUCAUGUUGAAUAACGCUCUGGAUUACUAUAUUUCGGUUCCGUGAAGUUGCCCGUAG